AUGGUGUUCAACCGCCCCGGUAUUGCUUCUAUGUCCUUAGGCCGGCCAUGGAUUCACGAUCUCCCCGGCAAGUUGAUACAAGCGGCAGCACACGGAUUUGAAGGAAUCGAACUAUUCUUCGAUGACCUGGACUGCUAUGCCCAGCGUGUAUUUGGUGGUGACCACCACGAAGCCGCGCGGACAGUGCGGCGACUCUGCGAGCGACUGAGUCUUACUAUCAUCUGCCUGCAGCCAUUUUCAUUCUACGAGGGGCUUAUCGACCGAGCCGAGUCCAACCGGCUCGUCAGCGAGAAACUCGCCAAGUGGUUUACUAUCGCCCGGGCACUGGGUACAGACCUGAUCCAAGUGCCAUCGAACUUCCUCGGGCCAGACCCCAAGACCGGGGCCGCGCGUACAACCGGCGACCGCGGCGUUAUUGUGCGUGACCUCCUACGGCUAGCGGACCUGGGCGCCGGCGCCGGGUUCCGUUUCGUCUAUGAGGCCCUGUGCUGGGGUGACCACGUCGAUACCUGGGAGGCUUCGUGGGAGGUGGUGCGCGACGUCAACCGGCCAAACUUCGGGCUGUGUCUGGACUCGUUCAACAUCGCUGGCCGCGUCUAUGCCGACCCGGCUGCUCCCUCUGGUCGAACACCCAACGCAGCGGCCGAUCUGGCGGCUUCGCUGGCGCGGCUGCGUACGGCCAAUAUCGAUCCCGCCAAGAUCUUUUAUGUCCAGCUCGUUGACGGCGAAAGAUUGUCUGCUCCGCUCGACGAGACCCAUCCGUUCCAUGUUGCCGGGCAGCCUGUUCGCAUGUCGUGGUCCCGAAACUCUCGUCUAUUUCCCUUCGAAGAGUCUCGUGGUGGCUAUCUGCCAAUCCUCGACGUCGCCCGGACUUUCUUCGACGAUCUUGGCUUCCGGGGAUGGGUCUCUCUUGAGCUUUUCAACCGCUCUCUCGCCGAUCCUGAUCCCUUUACCCCUGCCGAUCAUGCGCGCCGAGGCAUCGAGUCAUAUCACAAGAUGGCCCGUGUUUUGCGGUGGGAGAGCCACGAUGAGAAAAGCGCAGUGUCAGUCCCGGCGCCCACGUCUCCCGUUCAACAUCGUCUUUAA
Molecule: messenger RNA, 1086 nt
Organism: Penicillium alfredii
Lineage: Eukaryota; Fungi; Ascomycota; Eurotiomycetes; Eurotiales; Aspergillaceae
Product: sugar phosphate isomerase/epimerase family protein
Exons: 1
Coding region: 1-1086 (361 amino acids)
Source: RefSeq, a predicted model, not a curated record